This is a messenger RNA of Cuscuta campestris, 924 nucleotides long. NCBI's taxonomy places the organism in Eukaryota, Viridiplantae, Streptophyta, Magnoliopsida, Solanales, Convolvulaceae. The record is from the annotation of a GenBank genome assembly.
CACUCCCGCCUUUUCCCUCCUCCGGCGGGCCUGCAUUCCAACCGCCCCCGCCGCCUCGAAACCCCACCGUUGAUUAUUUCCAUGUACCCUCCGAGAUGAAAUCCCCCCUUCUUCUCGAAGGAAUCGCCGCCGUGGUCGGCGAGCGGGUCCUCUUCGGAACCCGCGGUUCGGAGGGGGCGGAGAAGGAGGGCGGGCGGGUGGGAGGAGUGCAGCAGAGGAGCUACCGGGGAGUGAGGCAGCGGCCGUGGGGGCGGUGGUCGGCGGAGAUACGCGACCGGAUCGGGCGGUGCCGCCACUGGCUCGGGACGUUUGACACCGCGGAGGAGGCGGCCCGGGCUUACGACGUGGCGGCCAGGUGGCUGAGGGGGUCGAAAGCCCGGACCAACUUCGAGAUGCCGCCGGUGUUCCCGGCGACUCCUCCGCCGUUUUCCUCCUCCUCUUACGGGUCCUCUUCGUCGGAGACCCGCCGGAGGAGGAAGAGGAAGGCUCCGAGCUCCGGCGACGACGGAGGCGGAGACGGAUGUUUCGGGAAGAAGAAGUGUGCGGUGGUGACGUCAGCGGCGCACCUGUUUAGCUCAUCAUCUGCCCUUAAUGACGCCAUGUAUAAGCUUGAAUCCGACGGUGGGGAUCAUCAGACGUCCUUGGAGCUUGAUCUUAAGCUUUUUUAGUUUUAGAAAAAGAAAAAAAAACCUAAAAUAGUUUAAUCUAAUUAAUAAUUCUAACUACUCAUUUAGUCAUUAUUAAUGGGAAAUCUAUUAAGAGCUUUUUCUUUUAGCUUCUUUUUUUGUCUUAUUUUGUUCCCUAAAUAGGACAUGCAAAUGAUGACGCUGUGUUCUUUUUCUGGCGUUUCUGGUCUUAUUAUUAGUGCAUGUAAUUAAUUAAGCUCUACCGCACCAUUAAAAAAAAUAAGCUCUACCUUAGUUA